This is a messenger RNA of Caenorhabditis remanei, 1212 nucleotides long. RefSeq lists its product as uncharacterized. Gene Ontology annotation, biological process: cytoplasmic translational initiation; biosynthetic process. Bases 1 to 1212 code for a protein of 403 amino acids. NCBI's taxonomy places the organism in Eukaryota, Metazoa, Nematoda, Chromadorea, Rhabditida, Rhabditidae. Gene Ontology annotation, molecular function: guanyl-nucleotide exchange factor activity; translation initiation factor activity. Gene Ontology annotation, cellular component: eukaryotic translation initiation factor 2B complex; guanyl-nucleotide exchange factor complex. The transcript has 9 exons. The record is from RefSeq and is a predicted model, not a curated record.
AUGCAUGAAAUGCAAGGAGUUCUACUCUGCUCGGGUGGAGGUACACGCAUGCCAGCCUUAACGCAACAUAUUCAAAAAUGUCUCCUCCCGGUUGUCGGUGUUCCAAUGUUCCUCUAUCCACUCUCCUCACUUCUGAGAACAGGAAUCACAGACAUCAAAAUCUUCGUUCGUGAAGUGUUCCAGCCAGUUCUUGAGAAAGAAGUCAAAAAGUCAAAGCUUUUGGAGAAAUACCCGGCGAAUCUAGAGUAUAUAACAGUCAGUCAGGAAGACAACGGAACUGCUGAUUUACUAAAACAUCAUCAUAAUAAAAUAACGAGAGAUGCACUGGUCGUGUCUUGCGAUUUCAUCAGCGAUGCAAGUCUCAUUCCUCUCGUUGACUUCUUCCGUGCUACGAAUUCAACACUUGUUGCUCUCAUUGCCGAUACUUGUGUGAGCUCUCCUGCGCCAGGAGCGAAGUCUAAAAAACCAAAAGCCAGUGAUGUGAUGGCAAUUGUUGAAUCCACUGGACAACUAGCUUUUCUUUGUGGAGAUGACGACUUCGACACUCCACUUCUUAUGGAUAAAACUCUGAAAACAUUUCCAUCGAUCCGUUUGACUUCUAAGUACAAUGACUGCCACGUGUAUGCUAUUCGUCAUAAAGCUCUUCAACAACUCAACAAAUCAAAGCAUAUUUCUUCGUUCAAAGCAGACUUUAUCCCACAUUUGAUUGAAAAACAGUUUGAACCUGAAUCCGAUGUAAAGUGUCUUGCAUAUCGUCUCCCCCAUGAAAACGGAUUCGUGACUGCUCAUGCAAACACACUUGGUGCUUACUUUGAAGUCAACAAAGCUAUUCAAAAAUCGUUUACUCGGCUCAUGGAGUAUCGAGGAAACGGACAAACUUUUAAUCAUAAGGUCGAUCGGAUCCUCGUUCAUGACAGUCGAAUUGAAGAGAGUGCACAGAUUGGAAAAGAUUCGAUAAUCAAACGUUCUAUUAUUUCGGACAAAUGUCAGCUCGGUGAAAAGGCAAAAGUGAAAGAAAGCAUCAUCGCAAAAGGCGUCGUGAUCGGAAAUGGAGCUUCUGUGACCAACAGUAUUAUUUGUGAAGGAGCUGAAAUUGGAGAGAAUGCUGACAUUACCAAUUGCAUCGUCACGAAGGAUCAAAAAGUCUCAGCUAAAGCCAAAGUGCAAAACGAAAUAGUGGACGGUGAAGACGAAGAGUGGAGGGACGACUAA